Molecule: messenger RNA, 1594 nt
Organism: Gallus gallus (chicken)
Lineage: Eukaryota; Metazoa; Chordata; Aves; Galliformes; Phasianidae
Gene: FGG
Product: fibrinogen gamma chain
Exons: 10
Coding region: 58-1374 (438 amino acids)
Biological process (GO): blood coagulation; platelet activation; protein polymerization
Cellular component (GO): fibrinogen complex
Molecular function (GO): signaling receptor binding
Source: RefSeq, marked validated
CCAUAAAGGUGCUGCCUCGGCUGCUGGGGAGAACACUUUCGGCUGCUGACGGUACGGAUGGCACCCGGUGAGAUGGGGCCAAAACCAGGCAGAUGGGUGCCUCUAGGGCAUCUCCUCUCUCUGCUCUUCUCCACCAGCAUGGCGUACAUUGCUACCAGAGAAAACUGCUGCAUAUUAGAUGAGCGAUUUGGUAGCUACUGCCCCACAACUUGUGGCAUUGCAGAUUUCUUUAACAAAUACCGUCUCACUACGGAUGGUGAACUGUUAGAAAUUGAGGGACUUCUGCAGCAAGCUACUAACUCCACAGGAUCAAUAGAAUAUUUGAUUCAACACAUCAAAACCAUCUAUCCUUCAGAGAAGCAGACACUACCACAAUCUAUUGAGCAAUUGACUCAGAAGUCCAAGAAAAUAAUUGAAGAAAUUAUCAGAUAUGAAAACACUAUUUUGGCUCAUGAAAAUACUAUACAACAGUUGACAGAUAUGCAUAUAAUGAACAGCAACAAGAUCACACAACUGAAACAGAAGAUUGCUCAGCUUGAGUCACACUGCCAGGAACCAUGCAAAGAUACUGCUGAAAUACAGGAGACAACUGGAAGAGAUUGUCAAGAUAUUGCAAAUAAAGGUGCCAGAAAAAGUGGUCUUUACUUCAUCAAGCCUCAAAAAGCUAAGCAGUCAUUCCUAGUCUACUGUGAGAUUGACACAUAUGGCAACGGCUGGACAGUAUUACAGAGGAGAUUGGAUGGGAGUGAGGACUUCCGGAGAAAUUGGGUUCAAUACAAGGAAGGAUUUGGACAUCUGUCACCAGAUGACACCACAGAAUUUUGGCUGGGCAAUGAAAAGAUUCAUUUAAUAACUACACAGUCCACUCUGCCAUAUGCCUUGCGAAUAGAAUUGGAGGACUGGUCUGGCAAAAAAGGCACUGCUGACUAUGCCGUGUUCAAAGUGGGAACUGAAGAAGACAAGUACAGACUGACCUAUGCCUACUUUAUUGGUGGCGAAGCUGGAGAUGCUUUUGAUGGCUUUAAUUUUGGAGAUGAUCCAAGUGACAAAUCCUAUACCUACCAUAAUGGCAUGCGCUUCAGCACCUUUGAUAAUGACAAUGACAACUUUGAGGGCAACUGUGCUGAGCAAGAUGGAUCUGGAUGGUGGAUGAAUAGAUGCCAUGCUGGUCACCUCAAUGGACAAUAUUAUAUAGGUGGUGUGUACUCUAGAGAUACUGGUACAAAUUCAUAUGACAAUGGCAUUAUAUGGGCAACAUGGCGUGACCGAUGGUACUCCAUGAAGAAAACUACAAUGAAAAUCAUCCCAUUCAACAGACUCUCAAUAGAUGGACAGCAGCACUCAGGAGGCCUCAAGCAGGUUGGAGACUCAUAAAGGGGCAAUUUAAUAAAGACUGAUCUGAAUGGAGAAAAUAAAUCUUUUAUUUGUACGACACUGAACUUAUCUCACCUUCCACAAUUUGGACAUCAGUGUUGUGAAAUGUCAUCGACUAUAAAAUGCACAACAGUUUUCCUUGAGCAGCGCUUACCUCUUUACAUGGUUAUUUUUUCUGUACACAUUCCCAAUAAAUUUUUGAUUAUUACAGAAGAGCUGA